UAUUCUGUGCCUAUAAGUCUAAGACACUCUAUGAUCUGGUCACGCUGGUUUUGAGGUUAAAUUACAAUCAACGACUUUUGAUGAAGAUACCUUAGUUUAGUUGUAUUACGUAGAACCAAGAAUGCAUGGUUUAAGAACGACCAGGAAGUAAAAUGGAAUCUGCAAAACAUUAUAUCGAAGAGAAAACAAAUAUUUCAUUCACUGAUUCUAUUCAAGUUGUCAAACAAGAAGGGAGUUUUAAAAUAUGUAAAGCUGAGAAUGAAGAUCUGGAUGCUGUCAAAGAGUUUCAUGAUGAAAGUGAAAUUUAUAAGGGAGAAGCAGUCACAGCCAAAAUUGAAACUGCAGAUUUAGAUGUUGUUGAUGAAUUUAGAGAUGAAAGAGAAAUUUAUAACAGAGAAACAUUUUUAGCCAAAACUGAGAGUUAUGCUAAUUCCAAUGACUCAUCUGAACAAAAUGUUUUCCACUCCAAGGAAAUACAGGAAAACAUUGAGAAUACAAAAAAUUUUCAAUUACCACCAAAACAAAUGAUUGAUUCACAGCAAGAAGAUUGUCACCUUUGUGAGUUUUCUUCUAAAAAUAAAUAUGAACUUGAUUAUCAUAUACGUAUUGUUCAUUUGAAAUGGAAGCCAUAUAAGUGUAAUAAGUGUGAUUAUACCACAAAGCUUGUAUGUAGUCUACAAACACAUAUAGAUUCAGUUCAUUCCAACUUGAAGAAACAUAAAUGCCAUUUGUGUGAUUAUGCUUCAAACCGAACAUAUGAUCUCAAAAAUCAUGUGAAUUUUGUUCAUUUAAAUUCAAGUCCUCAUAAAUGUCAAUUAUGUGAUUUCACUUCUAUUAGUAAGUUUAAUCUCAAGACUCAUAUAGAUUCUGUUCAUAUAAAUUUGAAACGAUAUAAAUGUGAUUCAUGUGAUUAUGCUACAAAUUAUAAACAUAUCUUAAAAACUCAUGUGAAUUCCGUUCAUUUGAAUUCGAAGCCUCAUAAAUGUCAUUUAUGUGAUGUCACUUAUAUUCGAAAGUUCAAUCUCAAAUUACAUAUAGAUUCUGUUCAUUUAAAUUUCAAACAACAUAAAUGUGAUUCAUGUGAUUAUGCUACAAAUAAGAAAUCUGACCUCAAAUUACAUAUAGAUUCCGUUCAUUUAAAUUUGAAACAACAUAAAUGUGAUUCAUGUGAUUAUGCUGCAAAUAAGAAAUCUCACCUCAAAUCGCAUAUAGAUUUCGUUCAUUUAAACUUGAAGCAACAUAAAUGUGAUUCAUGUGAUUAUGCUACAAAUAAGAAAUCUCACCUCAAAUCGCAUAUAGAUUCCGUUCAUUUAAAUUUGAAACAACAUAAAUGUGAUUCAUGUGAUUUUGCUACAAAUAAGAAAUCUCACCUCAAAUCGCAUAUAGAUUCCGUUCAUUUAAAUUUGAAACAACAUGAAUGUGAUUCAUGUGAUUAUGCUACAAAUAAUAAAUCUGACCUUAAAUCGCAUAUAGAUUCCGUUCAUUUAAAUUUGAAACAACAUAAAUGUGAUUCAUGUGAUUAUGCUACAAAUAAGAAAUCUGGCCUCAAAUUACAUAUAGAUUCCGUUCAUUUAAAUUUGAAACAACAUAAAUGUGAUUCAUGUGAUUAUGCUACAAAUAAGAAAUUUCACCUCAAAUUACAUAUAGAUUCCGUUCAUUUAAAUUUGAAACAACAUAAAUGUGAUUCAUGUGAUUAUGCUACAAAUAAGAAAUCUGGCCUCAAAUUACAUAUAGAUUCCGUUCAUUCAAAUUUGAAACAACAUAAAUGUGAUUCAUGUGAUUACGUUACAAAUAAGAAAUCUGACCUUAAAUCGCAUAUAGAUUCCGUUCAUUCAAAUUUGACACGUCAUAAAUGUGAUUCAUGUGAUUACUUUACAAAUAAGAAAUCUGACCUUCAAUUGCACAUAAAUUCCGUUCAUUCAAUUUGACACGUCAUAAAUGCGAUUCAUGUGAUUACUUCACAAAUAAAAAAUCUGACCUUUAAUUGCAUAUAGAUUCCGUUCAUUUAAAUUUGACACGCCAUAAAUGUAAUUCAUGUGACUAUGCUACAAAUAAGAAGUCGUACCUCAAGUUGCACAUAGAUUCCAUUCAUUUAAAUUUGGAACAACAUAAAUGUGAUAUUUGUCAUUAUGCUACAAAUCAGAAAUCUAUCCUCCAGUCACAUGUAAAAUCUAUUCAUUUGAAUGAAUUUAUGUGAUUACUUUUCUGAUCAAAAGCUUAAUCUCGGAUCUCAUAUAAAUUAGAAAAAUCCUAAAAGUGAUUCAUGUUAUUAUGCUACAAAUAAGAACUCCCACCUCAAAUUUCAUAUAGAUUCUGUUCAUUCAAAAUUGAAACAAUAUUAAUUGGAUAUUUGUAUGUAUGGUUCAAAUCAGAAAUGGGUCAUCAAAAAAGUAUAGAUUCUGUUUUAAAUAUAAAGCCAAUAAAAAUAAAGUGUCAUUUAUGUGAUUUCGCUUGUAAUAGAAAGGACAGUCUCCAAUCACAUAUAGACCAUAUUCAUUUAUAAUUUAAGCUAUGUAAAUGUGAUUUGUUUGAUUAUGCUACAAAUAAGAAACCUCUCAUGAAAACAUAUGUAAAUCAUGUUUCUUUUAAUUCAUAGCCAGUUAUAUGUCAUUUAUUAAAUUCUGUUCAUUCAAAAUUAAAAAAACAUAAUGAUGGUAUAGUGCACAUUUUUGCUGAGUGCGAAAAACUUGUUCUGAGAAGAACGACUUUUAAGGCUUGUCAUCAUCAAUCAAUUAAAGUUACGACUUCAGAAUUUCAAAAGUGACAUAUUGUUUCUAGAUAUUACUUACAUUACCUCCAAAAUAUGAAUAUGAAAAAUAAAUUCCGAAAAUUUGAAUUAUAUCUGAUUAUGCACUUAACACAGAUGUGCGCUACGCCAUCGAUAAAUGUGAUUAUGUACAUGUAAAUUCUAUUCAUUUGGAUUUAUCCCGAAAUAAAUGUCAUUUUUGUGA
This is a messenger RNA of Harmonia axyridis, 2951 nucleotides long. RefSeq names its product zinc finger protein 808-like. Lineage: Eukaryota; Metazoa; Arthropoda; Insecta; Coleoptera; Coccinellidae. Gene Ontology annotation, cellular component: nucleus. Gene Ontology annotation, molecular function: DNA-binding transcription factor activity, RNA polymerase II-specific; RNA polymerase II transcription regulatory region sequence-specific DNA binding. The record is from RefSeq and is a predicted model, not a curated record. Gene Ontology annotation, biological process: regulation of transcription by RNA polymerase II. The transcript has 2 exons. The coding region runs from base 153 to 1928 and encodes 591 amino acids.